Molecule: messenger RNA, 1273 nt
Organism: Polychytrium aggregatum
Lineage: Eukaryota; Fungi; Chytridiomycota; Chytridiomycetes; Polychytriales
Exons: 4
Coding region: 153-1067 (304 amino acids)
Cellular component (GO): mitochondrion
Source: RefSeq, a predicted model, not a curated record
CUCUCGGCGAGAAGAGUCGCGCUCUCGUUGGAUUUUGCUCAAACGCACCAAUCCAAAAUCCACCGAACGGAGCCAGCAUCCAUCUCCCGUCGCCCAAACGACGUCGCUGUUGGUUGUGCUGUUUGUCCCAGUCGUGCUAGCAUCGUGUUGCCAUGAGUCGCUUGGCCAGAUCGGUUUCUUGGUCGUCUCAAAUGGCCGGUCGCCUGCCCCGGCCACAGCUCGUGGCCAUCCAGGCCCCUGCGCUGUCGAUACUGCCAGAGACCCGACGUCCUGCGUCUCGACGCCAGAUGUCGUCCCAAAUACCAACGAGCCCGGCGACGCCCCUACAGCCCAGCGCACUCCGCCCAACCAUCGACUCGGUCGUGGCCACCUUCCUGCGAAACUCCAUCCCGAAUCGGGGCAUCAUCGUUACUAGGUUCUCAUUCGACACAUACAAAUUGGUCAAGCAGCUCGAGCGACAGGGCUUCAAGCGGUCUCAGGCCGUUGCCAUAAUGCGCAUUAUCAAUGCGAUACUUUUGGAAAGCACCAUGGACAUCCGCUCGAAGCUUCUCUCCAAGACCGAGCUCGAGAAUGAGUCUUACCUGUACAAAGCGGAUCUUCAAGAGCUUCGGAACGAACUUCAGCUGCUGCGCCAGAACGACACGGCUAAUCUCAAGACCGAUAGCGAGGCUAUCUUGCGAGACAUCGAGGCGCUCAACCAAAAGUUCGCCGACAAGAUCGCCUCGCUCAAGAGCGAGGUUGCAAUCGACAUGAACAUUCACAAGUCCGAGAGCCGCGAACACGGCAUGGAUCUCAAUCUGCGAAUGCAAGAGAUCAACCACAAGCUGGUCCUACGUAUCAGCGAUCUCAAAACAAACAUCGAAACCAUGAAGAUCGACACGACUCGUAUGAUCGUUUGGUAUCUACUGCUCACUCUGAGCGUGCUCAUCGGCGUGGACUACCUCCUUGCCUUGGGGACUGAGAAGGAGAAGCACAAGCCGGCCACCAGUGGCUUUUCAGGCAUCAACGACUUGAUCGAUGAAGGUGUUCGCCACAUUGUCAUUGAGACCGCAUCGCACAAGGAAUAGAGGGCCGAUUCCACCGGUAUCUGGCAUCAAGACGCAUAAGCCCGCGAACCAAUGGCUUGUUUGAAUUCCAGGGUGCGACUGUUCCGACUGCUGAUCCCGGGGUACCCUGGCUCGUCGCUCAGUACUGGUACAGCGGAAAUCCCGAGACAGCCCACAGUGCACUUUGGAUACAGCGGCGUGGGCGAAAUGAAGCGAGAUGCCCUGUG